Messenger RNA from Labrus bergylta (ballan wrasse), 1599 nucleotides. NCBI's taxonomy places the organism in Eukaryota, Metazoa, Chordata, Actinopteri, Labriformes, Labridae. The record is from RefSeq and is a predicted model, not a curated record.
AUGAAGAACCUGCAGGCUGAGAUCCAGCAGCUGAGUGACGAGUUGGAGUACCACAAGUCUCUGCUGGCUGUGCCCAGACAGUUAAUGAGGCUGGCUGCUGACCUCUACCAGUCUCUGCUGGGGGUGUCCCGUCUCUCUCCUGCCUAUUACUUUUCCCUACAUGGCUUCAUCACAGUAAUGCAAGAGGCCUUUCUCAUGAAGGAUAGACCAUUAGUGCCAUAUACUAUUUUGAAAAUGCCAAAGGAAGUAAAAGCAGAGGUCACAAACAGGAUGGUAACCCAAAUGUUGCUCCAAUACCGGCCUCUUCUCUUCAAGAGUCAUGUUGCUGUUCUGAAGCUGCUGGUGUCUUUGACUCGACUUCAACAUAACCAGCUGUGCUCUGAGACUGAGAGGGUGGCUUUUAUCAGGGGCUUUCAAGACAUAAAACAUCCUCUCACACAUAUAAAACCUUGUCUCCUUCCUCCUACUCUGUCACCUUCCACUAGUGCUUUGCCAUGCUGGAUCCCCUCUCAUAUUCACCAAGAGCUCCUCUGCUUGGAAAAGAUGCCGGACUUUGGUGGGUUGAUUGCCUCUCUCUCCGCUUUCCAGACACAGUGGCAGGAGUAUCUUCGGUUCCCUUCCUCCACUGUAGCAGGAGCUAUUCCCUGUUGCUCUCACUCCCAUCUGUCCGUGCUGCAGCGGGCUCUCCUCUGGAAGACUGUGAACCCUGACUGCCUGGAGGGACUAGCUGAGGCCAUGGCUGCCCACCACUCUUUUCUUCCUGGACAGAGAGGAGGGACUGAGGCCCCUUACAGUGGGAACCCAAAGGCCCUAUUACAAGUUCUCGUCAAACAUAAGGGACCCAUCAUUCUCACAUUACCCAGUCCAAGUGGAGAUAAGUCGACAAACAUUCAGCCUCUUUAUCUAAUAAACACACUGGCCCACUGUGUUGCAGGAACAAAACAGGUUCAGGUGAAAGUCAUUUCUCUUGGGGCUCUGUGUGACAGAGACAUGAUUCUUUCAAUGCUGGAAAAAGCUGUUCAUGAGGGCCACUGGUUGGUUUUUAACAACUGUCACCUGUUUGAACAAUGGGAUGAUAAAGUAGUGGCUCGCCUCAGAUGGUUGAUCUCAUCUCUAAGAGAUAACCAAAGCCUGAGUCACCCUUGCUUCCAGUUAUGGUUUAUAACACAAGAAUAUAAAUCAUGCUCCAUACCAGCUGCUAUGCGACUGUGUGCCUUUCCUCUGGUCUGUGACUCUCCAUGGGAUCUGAAGGAUGAGCUGAGCAGCUCUUUUCGUGAAGUGGUGUCCAUCGUGCAGAGAAAAUCACAGUGGGACGUGACAGCAGACAACAAGGAGCUUCUCCUCCGCUGUGCCAUCUUCCACUCUGUUUUACUGCAGAGACAGAGCUAUAAAUACUUAGGCCAAGGCAGAAUAUACAGUUGGGGUCAGGACGACCUCCUGGCUUUGAUUGAUGCCCACUUCAGUGUUGCCAAUCACUGCCAUGACAGGUUCCAGGCUUUGCAUUACAUAGCAGGCUUCCCAGACUCCUUUAGGAUCAGUGAGGACUUUGUGCCCCCAGCUAAACCCGUCUGCCUCACUGCCGGCCUACAACCAGGCUAG